GUUCCGGUAGCUGACGUGUGCCCGGGCAAGCAAAGCUAGUUGCUAAAAACAAAACGGAGUGAUUUUCGUCGGUCAGUUGGUGAAUGUAAUGUCUCUUUAUCGCUCCACAUUUGUGUUGUGGUUGUUCCGUAAAUGAUGACACGAACACGUAAAGUGUCUCGGGUUGAUUGAGUGAGUUUACAGUCAGUUCUCUGGCGGGUUAGUAGCCACUUCUUGUCGGCGUGGUGACCCUCUGAAAGUCCCCCGCUGCCGCUGCUGCUCCAGGAGCCAUGGAGGCUCCGUCCUCUCGUCUGCCUGCCUCUCCCGGUGCUCCGCUCAAGCUGGCGGCCAGAAGAGACUCCUCAGCCGGGGAGGCAGAUUCUGAUUCUACUCGGGAAAUUAAAAGACACUUUCGCGUGUGUCGCUUCAUUAUGGAGACAGGCGUGAAGCUGGGAAUGUGCUCAGUGCCCGUGGCCACAGCGUGUGUGCUGUAUCACCGCUUCUUUAAACGUGUCAACCUGGCUGCGUAUGAACCUUACCUGGUGGCUAUGAGCUGUCUGUACCUGGCUGGCAAAGUGGAAGAGCAACACAUUAGGACCCGUGACAUCAUCAACGUAAGCCACAGGUAUUUCAACAGUGGCAGUGCUCCUCUAGAAUGUGAUAAGGAAUUCUGGGAGUUGAGGGACAGCGUGGUGCAGUGUGAGCUCGUCAUUCUCCGGCAGCUCAACUUCCAAGUCUCCUUUGAACACCCUCACAAGUAUUUACUGCACUACCUGUUGUCCGUGAAGUCUCUGGUGAACCGUCACGCUUGGUAUCGAACCCCUGUCGCCGAGACUUCCUGGGCGUUGCUUAGAGACUUUUACCACGGAGCCAUGUGCAUCCACCACACAGCCCAACACAUCGCCAUAGCGAUGGUCUACCUGGCUAUAAACAGCUACGGAGUGGAGCUUCCUGACGGGGAGAAACAGUGGUGGCAGGUGCUGUGUGACGACGUGACUAAAGCGGACAUCGACGCUGUGAUCUCAGAUCUCCUUCAACUCUAUGACAUGGAGGCUAAGUGUAUCUAAUGGACACACCAUGGACACAGGAGACACAUAAGGGUUGUUCACACACACGACUAUAAAGCCGAAAUGAAAACGCCGCUAUGAGGCUGAGUUGGCCCUGAACCGUAGUUUAAGUUUAAUUUUCUGCAAUUUAUUAAACAAAAUGAUCACUGACAAACGCUAACAGAUGAAAAUGAAUAUUAUGAUACAAAAAAACUAAUAUUUAUAACGAAUAUUAAUGGUAUAAAGUGCCAAACUCGCCAUGUGCACGUGAACACCACACCUUCAAAAACCUGAAAUCUAAAUGAAACUAAGGUUUUAGUCUGAGCUGUGAAAUAAAAUAAUAAUAACUCUUGUGCACUACUGAUUCCUGCCACCUGGGGGAGUCAUGCGCUGCAUCUCUGGUGUCCGACGUCUCAGCUCUGUAAAAUACUGAUGUGCUCCAUCAUCAUGCAUCAUUUCAGGACCAGUCAUCUCUUCACACACACAUACAUUCUAAUUUCAAAUGCCACCACUUGGGUUGGAUUGGUUAAUCUUAAAUCUCUCGUCCAAUUAUAAAUAAUUCACCAAUAUAUUCUAAUGAAAGAAAGACAGAAGAACACAAGAGAUACAUUAGCAUCAGUCGGAUAUCUUGUUAUUAGAUCCUUACACGAGUCUUCAUCUGAAUAAAACAGAUUUUAGCCACACGGCCAAUCUAAUCUAAUCUAAUCUUCAUUAGGUUAAGUGUGCAACAUGUUAUCAAUAUGUUUCCACUUAUCUCUGGCUCUGUUGACAAGAUAAACAUCGUUCCCACAGGUAUUUAAAGAAAUCCUUGAAAGAAAAUAUUCAAGGCCCUUGAAAGUUUUUGAGAGUGCUUGAAAUAAACAUAGUUGAGUGUAAGUGCUCGAAUUUUGUGCAAGAAAGAAGUUGAUAUUUAGGUCAAUGACUCAAUUAUUUGUUAGGGCGCCACCCACUGUUUCAUGCCCUGCAUUGCUUGACGUACGUAGGCCUACGCAGAACAAACGUGGAGUCUUAAUUACCAGUGGUGUAGAACAGCGGUGCUGUGGCAGCACAUUGAGUCCUUGCAUUUUAGGGAAUGUCAACCAUGCUGUAGGAACCCGGGAUAAAUCAGUGACUAUAAUUUGUAACACACUUAAAAAAAAAACCCUGAGCUAUUCCUUUAAGUUCUGAAUAUGUGAUUAGUAUCUUGCGGCUUAAAUCUACAUAAUAACAUGGAAAAUUAGAUUUUAUUCACUGGCUACUGAUCAUGUGCUUAACUUUUAAAACAUGUACAGUAAAUCAUCCUGACGCCGCAUAUGGUCGCAUAAAAACUAUACUCCAAUGUGACUUCAUUAAUUGGCUUAAUGGCCUCGUCCUCCCCGGUGUCGUUUGUCAUUUUGAUGACUGUGGAACAUUAGGCAGAUAAAGUCCCGUGUGUUUAUUUACAGUGCUGUCAUUUCCACAGAUCUUUUAGUGGAUUAGUUAAAAGACAGUUUAUAAUCUUUGGAUUACGACCAAGCAGACGGGGAAACGCGCAGGGACUCGGUUUAUAAUGUGUGAUUUAUGUUUCUUAUUCUUUUGGCCUUUGAACAGCAUCAUUCUAAAAGGCAAAGACGGAUUUUGAUUGCAUUUUGUUUUUGGUGAUGACUAAGUUAGAAAAACAGAACUCACUAAAAAUGGACUUUGUCAUUAUCUGCUCGAUUUAAAAAGAAACCUGGGACUUAGAGAUGAGCUUUUUCAUGGAUUCAUUCAUGUUUUGUUGCCUUUGCUCUUACUCUGCACAUGUACACACACACACACACACACACACACACACAC
Messenger RNA from Solea solea (common sole), 2819 nucleotides. It is a transcript of the gene ccnq, whose product is annotated as cyclin Q. The record is from RefSeq and is a predicted model, not a curated record. Lineage: Eukaryota; Metazoa; Chordata; Actinopteri; Pleuronectiformes; Soleidae. The transcript is spliced from 5 exons. Gene Ontology annotation, biological process: regulation of transcription by RNA polymerase II. Bases 270 to 1046 code for a protein of 258 amino acids. Gene Ontology annotation, cellular component: nucleus. Gene Ontology annotation, molecular function: cyclin-dependent protein serine/threonine kinase regulator activity.